This is a messenger RNA of Rhododendron vialii, 1019 nucleotides long. Its product is annotated as leucine-rich repeat protein 2-like. The transcript is spliced from 7 exons. Gene Ontology annotation, molecular function: protein binding. Bases 81 to 719 code for a protein of 212 amino acids. The record is from RefSeq and is a predicted model, not a curated record. Lineage: Eukaryota; Viridiplantae; Streptophyta; Magnoliopsida; Ericales; Ericaceae.
UCCUCUUUUUUUAUAACCAACAAAAAGCUUCUCCAUUUCUCUCUCUCGUUCUCUCUCUUCUCGUUCUCUCUCUCUCUACAAUGGCUUUCCCCACCCUCCUCACCUUCCUCCUCCCUCUCCUCCUCUCCCUCUCCCCCUCCCUGUCCACCAACUCUGAAGGAAAUGCUUUGCACGCUUUGAGAAGCAGACUCUCCGACCCCACCCAUGUCUUGCAGAGCUGGGACCCCACUCUUGUCAAUCCCUGCACUUGGUUCCAUGUUACCUGCGAUGCCAACAAUCAUGUCAUCCGUCUGGAUUUGGGCAAUUCUAACAUUUCUGGGUCUUUGGGUCCGGAGCUUGGUGAACUGAAGCACCUCCAAUACUUGGAGCUUUACAAGAAUAACAUAGGAGGGAAGAUCCCGAAGGAAUUGGGUAAUCUGAAAAGCCUAAUUAGCAUGGAUAUGUAUGGAAACAGAUUUGAAGGAGAAAUCCCCAAGUCUUUUGCUAAUUUGAACUCUAUUAGAUUCCUACGGCUAAACAACAACAAACUAUCAGGGGCAAUUCCCAGGGAGCUCACAAAACUCUCUAACCUUAAAAUUUUCGAUGUUUCUAACAACGAACUCUGUGGAACGAUCCCAGUUGACGGUACUUUUGGAAGUUUUCCAAUGGAAAGUUUCGAAAACAAUCGACUCAAUGGACCCGAGCUAAAAGGACUGGUGUCAUAUGACUUCGGAUGCUGAACGAGACUAUGAAGGCUGGAUCCUGUCCCCCAUGUCCGCUUACGCCUAGAAUUAUUUACGACAGUUUUAUUGUGUCUUCAAACAAUGGGAAAACCAUAUAGCAUGUUAAGUUAGCAGAAGCAAUCUUAUUUAUGCGAGAAUAAUUAGCUUAAAAACCUGAACUUUUCAAAUAUUUGUGCAAUGUUCCUAGCACAAUAUUUGGAUUAAGUUACAAACUUACAAGCAUCAAGUUGCAGAUUGAGGUAUUCAAUAGUGUGAACAGGGCUGGCUGGCAAUAUUCGAUAGGAGUCGUCUUUGAAA